Molecule: messenger RNA, 555 nt
Organism: Ogataea angusta
Lineage: Eukaryota; Fungi; Ascomycota; Pichiomycetes; Pichiales; Pichiaceae
Exons: 1
Coding region: 1-555 (184 amino acids)
Biological process (GO): regulation of gene expression; maturation of 5.8S rRNA
Cellular component (GO): exosome (RNase complex); nucleolus
Molecular function (GO): RNA binding; DNA binding
Source: RefSeq, a predicted model, not a curated record
AUGGAUGAUAUAGACGCAGUGAAGAAACUCCUGGCUUCGCUCAACCAUGGAGUGGAAGACCUUGAAACCAAGCUCAAAUCUGGAAUGCUAGCCAAGAGCUUGCUAAAUCAUGUUCAGGGUGCCAAAACUCCGCUCGAAAAAGUCGACCUAUACAAUAAUUAUGCCUACGUGAUCGCUUCUCUCUACUUUGUGCUGUUGAAAACUAGCGGCGAGAAUAAGAAGAAUGAACAUCCCAUAAUGCAAGAGCUCAAUCGUGUGAAGCUUUAUAUUGAGCGAGCGAAAAAAGCGGUUACCAAAGAAGAGAAUACAGAGGAGUUCAAACGCAAAGUUGCAGAGGCCGCAGAGCGGCACGUGCGAAAUCAACUUGGCGAGAAGAUAGAGCCAGCUGUGAGCAAGGUGCACUUUGAGGGCAAGCACACGAAGUUUGGAGACAAAGAAGGCAGCGAGACUGAAAAACCAACGAAGAAGCGCAAAACAGACUCUGACGACUCGAAAGAUCUGAAGAAGUCCAAGACGAAGAACAAAAAGUCAAAGGCGACCACGAGCAAGAAAUGA